AUGGCGUUCUGGGCUAGGCUCUGGGGAGUUCUGGCUGCUUUUAUGAGUAUGUUGCUUGAUGUUGCGCAGUUCUGGAAAGAGUACAUUCAUUAUUAUACACAAGGGCCCUUGCUUACUCAGACUUAUAAGAGAUGGCUCUUGUGGUGGAGAUCCAGGUCUCCCAAAGACCGUCUGCUGCACUGCUUGGCUACAGCAGAGACCUUUGAAGAAUGGGAAGAUGCUGCCUUCCAGCUCGAUGAGCUGCUCGGCACGGAUGUCUGGCGCCAAAAUCCGACCAGCAAGGACUACGACUAUCGGCUCAUCCUCCAAAGACUGGAGUCUAUUAUCAGCGCCAGGGAAAACGAAGAUAUCCUCCCGCUGGUGAACCUCCUACGGUCCGGCCUGAUCCGGAACCUUGGCAAUAUAACUUCCCCGAAACUCUUCAACCACGCAUACGCCGGCACCAAGCUGCUGAUUGACGACUACAUCACGCAAGUGACACGGUCGAUCGAAUACGUGACCUCCCUGCAGACGACACCGAUCCACGAGAGCGGCUUCACUUCGCAGGCGAAGCUGGAGCUUCUGCACGAUACACGGCAAGCCUUCGGCAGAACAUCUCUGGUGUUACAGGGAGGAUCUAUUUUCGGUCUGUGCCACUUGGGUGUCGUCAAGGCGUUGCAUCUUCGGGGUCUGUUGCCACGCAUCAUCACCGGAACAGCGACAGGUGCUUUGGUAGCAGCGCUUGUUGGCGUACACACGGAUGAUGAGCUCUUAGACUUUCUCAACGGUGACGCCAUUGAUCUCACUGCCUUUGACCGACAGCGGUUCGCAGAUCCUUUAUAUAAAGAUUCAGGAGAUAGCUGGUUCCAGACCAUAGUUAGACGGUUGAAAAGAUUCAUUCGAGAGGGAAACUUUCUCGAUGUCAGGGUGCUCGAGGAAUGCGUGCGAGCCAAUGUGGGCGAUUUGACGUUUGAAGAGGCGUAUGAGAAGUCAAAAAGAAUCCUGAACAUCACUGUAGCAGCAUCGGGAAAGGGAGGGUUUCCCAACCUGCUCAAUUACCUGACCGCGCCCAAUGUUUUGAUAUGGUCUGCUGCGCUUGCUUCCAACACAUCGUCAAGAGCACUUUAUUCUCCCGUAACGAUCUACUGCAAGGACGAGACCGGUGCAAUUGUCCCCUGGCCACACUCGCAGGAUGUAACAUUCCGGUCGUGGCGGCAAGUCAACUACAAUGGCCGUGAAUCACCGCUUGCACGCCUCGCUGAGCUGUUUAAUGUCAACCACUUUAUAGUCUCGCAGACUCGACCAUACCUAAUUCCAUUCCUCCACUCCGAUUCUCACCCAGAUCAGCGACAGGCUGGCCAGAGGAGUCUCACACGUCCACUGAUGCGCUUUAUUGUUCUGGAGAUCCGUCAUCGAUUAAAACAGCUUGAUUAUCUUGGUCUGCUCCCUGCAAGCUUGCGCCAAUUGCUUAUAGACGAAAGCAUACCGGGGCCUAGCCUGACACUUAUACCGGAUUUGUCUGCCAAAGAUCUGGCGAAACUCUUUCAGAAUCCCACGAAAGAGGGUCUGGAAUACUGGAUUCUUAGAGGCGAGAGGGGUGUCUGGCCUGCGAUUAGUGCCUUGAAAGUCCGUUGUGCGAUCGAGAUUGAGCUGGACAGAUGCUAUCAGAUUGUGCAUCGGCGACGACCUAGCGACGUCCAACAGAGUGGAAGUGUCAACGUCCAGCAUUAUAGUGCCAAUGAAGGUGUCCCUAGAAAACGUACUGUUAGCGAUACUAUAGAAUAG
This is a messenger RNA of Rasamsonia emersonii CBS 393.64, 1764 nucleotides long. RefSeq names its product Patatin-like serine hydrolase. Gene Ontology annotation, molecular function: triacylglycerol lipase activity. NCBI's taxonomy places the organism in Eukaryota, Fungi, Ascomycota, Eurotiomycetes, Eurotiales, Trichocomaceae. Gene Ontology annotation, biological process: lipid metabolic process. The transcript has 4 exons. The record is from RefSeq and is a predicted model, not a curated record. Bases 1 to 1764 code for a protein of 587 amino acids.